AUGAGAUAUAGCUAAAAGAUACUGAUCAUAAGAAAAAGAUGAGUGGCAUGAUCACAGAAGAGCUGAAAGCAAAGGCAGAGUACUACUAUGGAGAUGAGAAGUGCCAAGAAAAGUCCAAGUUUUUGUUACAAGAAGUAGGACUGCCAAGAGGACUGCUUCCAUUGAAGGACAUAAUAGAGUGUGGGUAUGUAGAAGAAACAGGGUUUGUUUGGCUGAAACAAAAGAAGAAGAUAGAGCAUUGCUUUGAAAAGAUUGGCAAGUUGGUGUCUUAUGCACCAGAGAUCACUGCUUUUGUGGAGAAAGGCAAGAUCAAGAAGCUCACUGGUGUUAAGACUAAAGAGCUGCUUCUUUGGGUCACUUUGAAUGAGAUCUCUUUGGAUGAACCUCACAAUGAGAAGCUUGUUUGUAAGACCUCUGCAGGACUUUUUAGGACCUUUCCUGCUUCUGCAUUUGAGCUUCAGGAGGAUUUGAACAAGAAAGAACAAGAACAACAACAGCCACCAAUUAGUAAUUAAUUAGUACUAAUCUUAAAUAUUAAUCCUGAUGCAUGCAUGAAGAAAAUU
This is a messenger RNA of Dioscorea cayenensis subsp. rotundata (Guinea yam), 563 nucleotides long. RefSeq lists its product as uncharacterized. Bases 39 to 515 code for a protein of 158 amino acids. NCBI's taxonomy places the organism in Eukaryota, Viridiplantae, Streptophyta, Magnoliopsida, Dioscoreales, Dioscoreaceae. The transcript has a single exon. The record is from RefSeq and is a predicted model, not a curated record.